GCCGCAGAAAAACUAACUGGCAGCAAACUUUAUGUCUGCAGUUACAGUAGGACUUUCAACUGUGCUCAUGAUGAACUUGAGAGCUCAUUCAGUACUCCACACCAGAAAUUUUUAAGGCUUGGUAAAUAAACACAGCAUUCACUCAAGAGGAUUCUAGACUGCCUGAGACUUCCACAAGUUUUCCUAUUUCUCUAGUACUGGAGCAAGUUUUAAUGGAGCAACAGCAAUGAAAAUUGCAAAUACAUGGCAUUUCCAACAAAGAACAUUAUGGAUAAAAGGCAGCAACUAGUAAAAAAGGAAUUUGGGAAGAGAUUCUCCCUGGAUAGCAGACUCAUGGAGUACAUGGACUCAAAUAAAUACAUAGAUUACUUGCUAACUCAACUGGAAGAACAGCGCUGGAACUUGUGGAAGGAAAAGUUGUCUGUGGCUCGGCUACAGCAAGAAGUUGCCCACAGUAAGAGUGACGGAACAAUGCGUGAGAAACUGGUACAUGAGUUGGAGGAAGAGCGACAUUUGAGAUUUGAAAGUGAAAAAAGACUACAAGAAAUGACCCUGGAAUCUGAGCGCCACAGGGUUCAAAUGUGUGGACUGCAACAGCAGUUUUCAAGAAUGGAAGAAACAGUGAGGAACCUACUACAAAGUCAAGGUUUAUCUGAGCCCAAUGGAGAAGAAUCUGUGCCCAUAUUAAAAUCAUAUCAGGAAACAUUAAUGCAAGAGGGAAAGCAGUGCAAAACAGGAGUGGAAGACAUUUGCAUGUCAGAUAAACAUUCAAGGAGUGAAAACAACAGCAGUGAAGAGGAAAGAGACAAAACAAAAUUACUCUUGGAACGGCUGAAGGCUCUGGAGGCAGAAAAUUCCGCACUGGCUAUGGAAAAUAAAAAUCAGAGAGAGCAGUAUGAAAGAUGUCUUGAUGAGGUAGCCAACCAGGUUGUACAAGCGCUGCUUACUCAGAAGGAUUUGAGAGAGGAAUGCUUGAAGUUGAAAACAAGAGUUUUUGACCUGGAACAACAAAACCAAACACUAAAUGUGCUAUUCCAGCAAAGAGUGAAACCAACAUCUAGCAUACUGUUUCAGGAAUGCCAGCAGAAUCUGAAAUCUGGAAUACCUGCCUUGAAAUGCCAGAAUCAGUUAAAUGGGAUUGGACCUCACCAAGUUUAUCCUAGAAGCAGCUGCAGCAGCAGUGAACUCUCCUUGUCUAGCGCCUGCAGUGAAUAUUCCAGCAGCUCCUCCUGGAAUGAUGGGAAAGCAUGCAAGAAAAAGUCAGUAAGCUGGGAUAAAAGGAUAAGUAUAGGCUCUUCACUCCCCAGCAACCAUUCCAGUCCUGCUGAUGACCUACCUCCAACUCGUAUCAAGGAAAACCACAUUCUGGAUGGGCUGAAGAAGUUACAAAAGCAAAAAAAAACAUUAGAACCUCCUUCGGUUAUAUCCAAAUGGGGCUAUAAAGAUUGCAUGGAUUCUAACGAAGGAAUCUAUUCUCCCGGAAUUAAGUAUGGCGCUCAUAAAGAACAGACCAAUGGCAGGCCUGAAAUGGAGGUAGCUUGCCUAGAUCACCCAAAAAUCUUUGUGUAUGAUUCUGAUUCCCACGAGGAUGUGGAUGAUGACUCUUCGUCUUUAGUACUACUGCAUGAAGUACCAAGGAAAGACUGUUGGCACUACUGUAAUAAAUUAACUCACAGUGUUUCUGACAGCUUAUUUGGCUGGGAACCUGAUAGAAAGCAUUUAUCAGAAAUAAGGUCUUAUUUUAAUUCAAAGGAAAAGCCCGAAAAACUGACUAGUUUUGUCAAUGGAUUUCAGUUGGGUGCAAAAUCGUGCAGGGAUAUGAAGCUGCCUGUGCUGCAGAUAGAUAAAAGUCUUUCCAGUGUAAGCUGGAGAGACCUUAAUUUACACCUUUCAGAUACUGACGACAAUGAAAUCCUUGAUGAAUUACAUGUAGAGAGCAGCGACGAGAAAAGCCCGUCGUAUUUGUCAUUAGCACCCUUUGCAGAAAAGAACACCGGGAGCUGUGGUGUGCUUGGGGAGAAAGAAAACACUCAGCUGCCAUCUUCUGAAAAACAAGCCCCUCCCUCAGACAUCAGGACAAAGGCAUGCAAUUUUAUUAAGCAGCAAAAAAUUAUAAAGAAGACUUCUUCAGAAGAAUGUAUUACUGUAAUAUUCGAUGCCGAAGAUGGCAAACCUAUUGAAUUUAAUUCACAUCAGGCUGGAAUUGUUACUGUAACUAGAAAUGAAAUUUCAAUCCACCAGCCUUGUGAUGCAGAAAACACUACGUGUUUAUCUCAGGGAGUAUCUAAUUUGCAGAAAGCAAUAGAUGCUAAAAGCUGCCAUGUUAUGCAAAUACCUGUUAAUAAAGCAGAGAGAAAAACUGCCCCAAAUGAUUUCAAGGAUGACUGUGCAAAUGUCCCUGCUCCCCACAUCAGAGAUUGUCCUAUACAAUUUGGAAAACCACAGUGUCAAAAUACCUCUCAACAAAAACUAACCAAGCCCUCAUGCAGUAUUUCUUCUAAUUUGAGCUCCCCUUCUUGUAUCCAGGGAGGUAAUAAUCAAAAACACAAAUUAACAAGAGUAUCCAGCCGAGACAAGUUUUUGCCACAGACAGCAAAAGCGGCCAUGGCUGAAAACUGUCCUUUAGUCUCUCCCCAUUGCUUUAAGACCUUGGAUAAAGGUCCAGUCUCACCGGCAAAAUGGUCAAGACACAAAAAGAUGCCAAAUCCAAAUCAGAAUUCAAAAGUAGGCUUGAAUAACUGCAAGAUGUUAGCCCAUCCAGAAACUAAGAUUUUGCUCUCGGAAUCAACUGCCCUGCCUCAGCAUCUUCUAGAGCCUGUCCAUAGUGAAGAGAAACCAACCAGAGAUGUCUAUUGUGAAGGGCCACCAGCGGAAGCCAGAUCUCCUCCCCCUCCCCUUCCUCCUGGCAGAUCAACUUCACUCUUAAUUAGAUCACAUUAUGAACAUUCACCCCCUGCUCUUGACCAACCAAGAGGGGGUUUUCUCAGCGGUACAAGAAAAGAUGUUCAGUUGUCACCACAGAAAGGAAAUUCAGUGUCUCUUUGUCACAAUGUCGCUGUUUAUGAAACAAAAACUGAUAAACUGCCUGCCACACCUCAACUUGAAUUAAACCACUUUCAGGACAAGGGAGAAGGCAAAUGUGUAUCAGAAAAAUCCCCUGCCACAAGCCAAGUUACUUCCAAGAUUUUCACCAAGAAAAUUUGUUCACCAAAUUCGAACUUGCCCAUGUUCUACAGCAACCAAGAACUGUAUAAUUCCAGAGUUGUCCCUACACCUUUCACAACACAAGAUACAAGUUCCCUGUCUCAGGAGACCGGUGUACCUCAGAAACCAAAAUUUCCCGAGAGUUUCUCCACUUCACUGGAGCAUGACAUAAGUAUAGUUGGGGAACAGAGUGUUCUGCCUCAAAUUAACCCUUCUUCAGUUCCAUUGUUAUCUCAGGUCAAGGAUGAUGGAAACUUGUCUGGCAAGGUCCUGAAGCCCCAUCUCUCUGUGGGACUGAAAUUAUUCAUAACAUCUCCUCGCUUUGUCAGAAAGAGUUCCACUGUGCCAGGAAAGCAGGAAAAAGACUGUAUGAAUGCAGCCUCUAAAUGCAACGUGAAUUCAGAUAAAGAUAGGCAAGGUGAAUCUUCACCUCAAACCACUAUAGACUUAGGGGACACUGAAGAAUGGAGUCUGGAGCCCCAAAUAAAGGAAAGUUUCUCAAAGAAGCCCAAAAUGGACCCAGCUUUCCCUAUUUCCCCUGAAACUUGCAAUUUGAUAGAGCCGGACAGAUUUGAAAACAAAUCUGUUAAAAGAUCCAUUUCUUCUAGCAAUAAAGCAUACCUGAAGCCAGCUCUUGGUAUGACUGGAGCCAAGGCCCGUAGUCAGAGUUUCAGUAUUUAUAGUGAAGAACUAUUGCAUGCACCUUCCCCAGAACGGUUGGGAAAAGUGAGAACACAGAUUAUAACAAAUACCUCAGAACGAGGGAAUUCUUUAACCAGGCAAAACUCGACAGGGGAGGGAUUACAAAUGAAGUUUGUUUCUGAAAUGACUAGGACAACAGAGGCGGUUCCUGCACUUUCUUACACUCGGCCAGGCAUUUGUGCUAAAGUGAGUGGUUCCAGUAGUCAGAUGAGCAACCCAAGCAAGCUGCCCUUCCGAACGUCUCCGAAAGGAGAUCUGUGCACCAGUGUUUUGAAAAAGGGGAUCCACAAAUCAGCAUCCCAGAGUGAAGUUCCAGAUACACCUGGCCAAGAUGAAAAAAGCAGUGACGUUUCCAAGCGUCACUCAGCAAUGGAAAAAAGUGUUACCCAGACAGAAAUCAACCAUACCAGUGUUUCCCCAGGCCAAAUUUUCCCAUUUCAGAAAAACAUGGACAGGAUUGAACGUCAUCAUAAAACCGAAGGAAGCAAGACAGCAUUGCCAGAAACUUGUCUAAAUGGUCCCGAAACAUCUGGAAAGGCUUCGCUUUCAACCAGCGCACAUCCUACAAUAGAAGAAAAAGUGAUGUUGUGCAUCCAAGAAAACAUGCAGAAAGGACAAGGGCAAAACCCAUCUGGCCCUGAGAUGAAACAAAAAAACGGGGGCCCUUCUCUUGCCAGCUGGUUUGGUUUCCGUAAAAGUAAACUCCCAGCCCUGAACAGCCGAAAAACAGAUACCUCAAAAAUCAAAGUAGAAAAGAAAGAGGCAAAAAGCUCAGCUUUUGGAAGUAAGCAAGCAAAAUCCGAAAAAAAGAAAGACAAAAAGAAAAGCGAGCAGCACUGCGAAGCGGAAAACGAGCUGAACAGGAAAUCUUCUGUCCUUUUAGAUGGUGCUCCCAAAGGGAAAAAACUGGCAAAAGCUGUACAUGGCAACCCAAGCCAAGCACGAUUGGAACAGAAAAGCAGCCCUACUGCUACCUACUCAGGAAAAGACAACUUCAUGAAAGAGCUUUUACACAGAGUUGAUAAGAAGGCAGCCCAGCAGACAGAAAGUGGAUCAAAAAAUGUUUCCUACAGGAGCGUGUCGAAGAGCAUAUCCCAGGGUUUUCCUCUUCCAAGCAACUCCAUCAAUACUCAAAGAAACCAGAAGAAAACCAGCAAAACAAAGGUUGAUAUAGAAAUACCAAACGAGGCCUUGGUCAAGGUAGUAAGAGAAAACUUUCAAGAGGAUGCAGAAGAUUCAAGAAAUCAAAGUCAUUUAAUAGAAUCCUGCUGCCAAAUGAGGACAUUGGACAGUGGAAUAGGAACCUUUCCACUUCCAGACUCAGGAAACCGUUCAACGGGCCGACAUGUUUCUAAACAAGGACUGGAUUUAGAAAAUGAAGAUUUCACGUCAGCCGAGCAACCUUUUCCUCAGGCUCCAUCUGAGAAAGCCCAAACCCUAGAACGAGAAGUGCCUUCAACAACUAAUAAAAGCCCGGGAUCUGUUGAGAGUGUAAUUUCUCAUUCGGCAUCUGAUCCUGUGAUGGCUGAUAGAGGCGUGCAGGCUUUGCAGAGUCAUCUUCCGAAAGCAGCUUCUUCAGGAGUAACAAGUCCUGUGGAAAAAAACAGUCAAGAAUUGAGUUGUUUGGCUUCAACAUCAUUAGAUGAUUCAGAGAAAGAAAAAUGUAGCAACGUAAAAAUGUUUCCAGAGUGGAGCAGCAAGAAUGUUAUCAAAGCCAAGGACAGGGCACUGAGAGUAUGCACUUACUCUGCUAGCAGUAGCAGUGAUACCGAAAUGGAGCUAGAACAUGAAACAAAUGAUUUUGGAACUGGAGGGGAAAUGUUGGUUGAUUUAAUGAAGAACAACAAACAAGAUACUCUUCUACUUACAAUUAGAAUUGAGCCUAAAAUUCCUGUUGCUAAACCAGACAAAAAAAGCAUUAUGUGAAAGCUUUGAUGAUCCAAUCAUGAUGGGCAACUGAAGCCAAUAUCUAAAUUGAAGCAACCUGAGGAAAUGAAAAAAGAUUCUAAAAAAAAAAACGAUGUCUAAAGUUUGCUUUGAACUCUCAUUAAAUUUAAUAGCAACUGAUACAUUUUGUUGGGUGGGUGGGGAGAACAGUGCAAACAACAUUGAAGGACAAGAAGAAAAUGAAAAUAAUGAAGAAAUGUCUCUAAAUAGUUCUUGAGAUAGAGAACACACAGAACCUUUGAGAGUUUCUUUGUAUGAUAGCUUCUCAUCCAGUACAAGCUUAUACAAUGUUUAAAGAUAUUCUACAGCGAUGAAGCACUUAACAGAAGAACUAAAUAAGAUCAGUAAAUAUAUUGAGAGUUGACAACGCUCAUCAUAGCAUCUAUCCUGGUGUGAUCAUACAAUGAAGAGAGGAGACUGCAUCCUUGUGAAAAGAAAGAAAACACAAUAUCUGUAACAUAACUUUUAAAGUCUUAAUUUGCACUUUCAUGAAUUAUUGUACAGAAGUUGUAAAAAUAUUCUUUGACAAAGAAAAAUAUAUUUGUAGAAAAACAUAAUAGCAAUAAACACUAAUUUGUGCCAUGCUUCUGAAAUGGCACAUUACUAACUUUAAAUACUGGUCUUAAUAUUAACAAAAUUAGUGAUCAUUUUUAUAAAAUAAAGUUUUAUAAGCAUUCUAGUCUUAAAAUCGUAUGCAGCUGAAUUGCUUUAUUUGCCAAAAUUGAACUUGCCAAAUUACAUUAAAACCACUUGGAUUACAUUAUACAACAUAACAAUGCUGUUUCAAACUAAGGUUUUACUCUGAGUUCAAACAUUUCCAAAAGAUACUCCAUCUGUAUUCUUCUGUCAUUGUUAUAUCUUAUGCUGAUUUAACAUGUCUUCAUAUUUUAUCUUAAUGUUAUUUCAGAAUCAUGGAGAAAAGGCCAUUUAGAUUUGUAAUUUACAUGUUUAAUUUUUGUAAUAAGGAAAAAAUGGUGCUAGCAAAGAAAUUUGUGAAGUUUUUUUCCUACAAAGACUGUUUAUAUGUGAGGGAAAUGUCUAUUUCAAAGGUGGAGUGUUAUUUUUUCUAGAUGUGGAGUAUUUAUAACAACUUUUGUACAGCAAUCUGUAAGCUAGCUAUGUUUGUGAUACCUAGUCAUUUUACUAUGUUUAUAGCAAAUUCCUAUUCAUUUUUCCUCAAAGUAUGAUGUACUAUCAGUGUUAUGUUAUUAAUACUUUUGUGCAAUGUUACAUUUUAUGUUGUUUUCAAAUAUACAGUGCUGUCAGGGUGGACUUCAUUCUCUCAGACUUUUAUAAAAUUUAUUUUGGAAUUUAUUUCUGAAUAAAAGUCAAAGCACAUCUGGAUAUUCUAAUAUAUAUGGC
Molecule: messenger RNA, 7215 nt
Organism: Ahaetulla prasina
Lineage: Eukaryota; Metazoa; Chordata; Lepidosauria; Squamata; Colubridae
Gene: NCKAP5
Product: NCK associated protein 5
Exons: 20
Coding region: 244-5832 (1862 amino acids)
Biological process (GO): microtubule depolymerization; microtubule bundle formation
Cellular component (GO): microtubule plus-end
Source: RefSeq, a predicted model, not a curated record